Molecule: messenger RNA, 1021 nt
Organism: Mya arenaria
Lineage: Eukaryota; Metazoa; Mollusca; Bivalvia; Myida; Myidae
Exons: 2
Coding region: 154-606 (150 amino acids)
Source: RefSeq, a predicted model, not a curated record
UCGGAGGUUUUAACUUAUAUAAACUGUUGACAGUUAUCCGCAUUUCAUAUCUUGUUAUGAGUUGUGACUCUGUGUGGAUCUACUUUAAAGAGCGAAACAUAACCCAACAUUUGAUUGUAAUAUUUUCAGUGUCGAAGUAAACAAACAUUCAUAAUGAGAUUUAUUUUCUGUUUAAUGACACUGCUGAUUGUUCCAGCUAAAUGUCUUCCCGUGUCAAAUCAUCAAGGCGCAGAUAUUAACUCGGCAGGAAGUAGCGAAAACGACAAAGAUAACAUUGUUGCUUCAGUGGAGACAGUUGAAGACAACGACCAAUCAUCCUCAAAAGAAUACGGGGAAUCUGAAGAUAAUGACAAACACAAUCAGGAUCAUCACCGUGACCAUGCACACGAUUCCGUCGAGGAAAUGUUACAUCACAUCCUGCACGAGGUGCGCAGAGGUCACGCAACCUCCGCAGAUAUGACGUCAUGGAUGACUUCCAUAAAUCAGGCUUUAGCAGACGGGUCUCUCACCCAGCAACGAUAUGACCAGUUUCUAAAAGAAUUAACAGCGUUGCUGCCCAGUAACACAGACAGUAUGACUGGAAACGGUUUUAUUGUUGGACGAUAGACUUGACUCAUUAUUGAGGGACAGAUUGUAUAUAUUUUUUUCCUGUAUAUUUUAAAAUUGAUGUGUAUUUUGAAGUGUUUUGUAUUGGUAAUACGUCUUUUGAUGCGGACAUAUUAUCAACAAUGUUCAUAACAGUUCGUCAAAUAUCGGAUGAAUGACGUUUUAAUAUGAACAAUAUUUCACAGCAUUUUGUCAAUUAUCAGCCUAAUUUCAUUUUAUUUAAUAAAUGUAUUAUAUAAAACAGGGGCGCAUCAAGGAACUGAAUUUAAUCGGAGCGUUACUUAGAGGCACAACUUUUUUUACAUGCGGAUUAGGGAUACUCCCCAUAGAAAAUAUUGACACUGUCUAGUCCGAAGUGGUGCAUUUUGAGCGUAUUGUAUUACUUUUCUCUCCGAUAUUGACAUCUAAAGUUAAU